AUGCUGUACGUACUCAAUCCGUACAAGGGGCUAUGCUUUAGCCCAGAAGCUCAUAAAGAACAACAACCCGUGCAUUCUGAUGGACUUGAUCAAUUCGACUGGUCAAGUGUUCUACCUGAAAUCGAGAUCGAGAUCUCACCUUCGCCGCCAGAUGAGGGAACCGGCCAACCAAGGAAGAAAGGGAAGGAAGCUCGAAAGGAAAGAAAGGAAGCCAAAAUACAGAGGAAAGCCUUGCACAUAGCUCACGUUGCGCAUGAUAAAUUGGCACGUGCGGGGCUCACGUCGUCUUCGUCUUCAGACAUGGAGGAUUUCAACCCGUACCUUGCAAAGAAGCGCAUAACUGAUCUAUACUCACAAAUAACAAGGACCACCAAAGGAGAAGAAGACACAAUGUUAUUCCAAUUUGGUCUGGUGGAUCUAUACAAGUCGGACGUCAGUUAUCUCAUGCCCGGGCAGUGGCUCAACGAUAACAACAUCUCGUUAGUGUAUGAGAUGAUCAUCAAAUAUUUCUUAAAGGGUGAAGAUUUUGGAUUCCACAUCCACCUUAUUUUUCCAGCACUCACCCAGCUUUUCUUGCAUUUCCCUGUAGAGGAGGAUCUUCAGGGAAUCCUCCCCAUGAAGGAUUUGGCUAAGCUGAAGAUGGUGUUUUUUCCAUUCAACUUCAUAGACACGGACGACUACGUGGAUUUAGAGGAUGUUAACAACGGCGACCAUUGGGCCCUUUGUGUACUUAGUAUUCCAGCAAGAAAACUCUUCGUGUACGACUCUAUGGGAUUCGACGGCGAGAAUGAUGAUAAGCUUCUCCGCAAAUUGGCAUCCAGAUUACAAAAGGCGCUCUUCAAGCCAAACGAGAAGAUCACCAUUGUCAACAAGCAGUGCGACCAGCAAGAAAAUUUCGAUGACUGUGGCGUCUUCUUGAUCAUGUUCUCAUGCUACCUAAUUUCACAGCUCAUGUCUGGCGAACCAACCGACCUUGAUCUCGCUGAUGUGAAAUUUAACCCGAUGCUGGCGCGCUUGAAAAUAACGGAAAUAAUCCACAAGCUUUCACUUGAAGCACAAAAAAAAAAAGGUGACGGAUUGUGCUUAGAAUCAUUCACUUCAUGCAAAAUAUUUCUGAAUCAUAAGUGUCUUCAUGUGUGCAGCAGCAGCCUCGGUAUUAGCAGCGUGGUCAAGGUCCUCGAGUUUGUCCUGCAAAUCCAUCUCCCGUGUUUUAUCAUCAAGCGGAAGAUUAUAGAAGGCAUCCUCGCCUUGAUGGAAGAAAAUGUGGGCCUCACCCAAACCAAGUACUGA
Messenger RNA from Metschnikowia bicuspidata var. bicuspidata NRRL YB-4993, 1290 nucleotides. It is a transcript of the gene ULP1, whose product is annotated as Ulp1p. The record is from RefSeq and is a predicted model, not a curated record. Gene Ontology annotation, molecular function: deNEDDylase activity; cysteine-type peptidase activity. The transcript has a single exon. Gene Ontology annotation, biological process: proteolysis. Bases 1 to 1290 code for a protein of 429 amino acids. Lineage: Eukaryota; Fungi; Ascomycota; Pichiomycetes; Serinales; Metschnikowiaceae.